AUGGUUAGGGCAAGGGGAAUCAAAUCGACUACUGCUUUCCAAGUCACAAAAGUUGUUUACCAACACACAUGCUGUGCAACAAACUUGGAGUCUAAUCAUCGACAAUCAAAGAAAAAGGUACUCGGCCACUUUAUCGCUGAAGUAUUGGCCGGAGAUUAUAAUAGAGUUUAUCGGGGUAAUGAAAUUGUAAGGGACAUCAAUUCGAAAUUUCCAAUCAAUAUCUCAUACCAACAGGCAUGGUGGACAAAACAAUAUGCGUUGUUGAUGUUAAGAGGUAAAAAAGAGGAUUCAUUCACCAAACUACCAGCGUAUCUGCACAACUUGGUCAAGCAUAAUCCAGGAACUGUUACUCAGAUAAGAACAGACACUGAUAAUUGA
Molecule: messenger RNA, 378 nt
Organism: Lactuca virosa
Lineage: Eukaryota; Viridiplantae; Streptophyta; Magnoliopsida; Asterales; Asteraceae
Source: the annotation of a GenBank genome assembly